GCCUGUUUGUUGUUUCUCCUCGGGCUCGGGAGGAAGAAGUUACUCGUCCUCGGCUCUGUCGUGUCUCCGUCUCUCGGGCGUUAAGGGAAACGGAGAGAGUUACAGAGAAAGCUCCGCUGUCUCCCCCCUGACCACAGGACGAGACAAGUGUGGACCUGAAAGACGGAACGGAUAAAGAAACGUGAACAUCACCUUGUGAGCACCGCGCGGUGCUGCUCCUGCUGCUGCUGCUCCUCCUCGAGCCAACGUGCGACACUCGGAGUGAGUGUGGAGCAAAACCGGGGAAUGACUUAAACAUACCCGGAGAUGGUUGACUACACGCGGGGGCCUUCACAGACACUACUACGGCUGCUACUGUGAACUGUAUGUCCUACAACUGAACAUACCAGAGAGAGAGAGAGAGAGAGAGAGGAUUAAACAAAGUGCUCCUUCUUCUUCUUCAGCAGCAGCAAACGGAUUAAUCAUGCCGGACCAAAUCACAGUUUCAGAGUUUGUGGCGGAGACGAAUGAAGACUAUAAAUCACCCACUGCCUCCAACUUCACCACCAGAAUGUCCCAUUGCAGGAACACAGUGGCUUCUCUGGAGGAGGCUCUGGACGUGGACCGCAGCGUUCUGUACAAGAUGAAGAAGUCCGUGAAAUCCAUCUACACCUCGGGUCUGGCUCAUGUGGAGAACGAGGAGCAGUACACUCAGUCCCUGGAGAAGUUUGGAGAAAACUGUGUGUACAGAGAUGACCCUGAUCUCGGCUCAGCCUUCCUCAAGUUUUCUGUAUUUACCAAGGAACUCACUGCACUUUUUAAAAACCUGUUCCAGAACAUGAACAACAUCAUCACCUUCCCUCUGGACAGUCUGCUGAAAGGAGAUCUGAAGGGAGUCAAGGGGGAUCUUAAAAAGCCCUUUGACAAAGCCUGGAAGGACUACGAAACAAAAGUCUGCAAAGGACAUUCCUUACUGAAAGGCACCAAGAUAGAGAAGGAGAAGAAGGAGCACGCGAGGCAGCACGGGAUGAUCAGGACGGAAAUUAGCGGGGCAGAAAUCGCCGAAGAGAUGGAGAAAGAGAGGAGAUUCUUCCAGCUGCAGAUGUGUGAGUAUCUCCUCAAAGUGAACGAGAUCAAAAUCAAGAAGGGGGUGGACCUGCUGCAGAACCUCAUCAAGUAUUUCCACGCACAGUGCAAUUUCUUUCAGGACGGUCUGAAGGCUGUGGACAACCUGAAGCCUUCCAUUGAGAAACUGGCCACGGAUCUGCACACGAUAAAACAGGUGCAGGAUGAGGAGAGGAAGCAGCUCACACAGUUGCGAGAGGUUCUCAAGUCGGCGCUGCAGGUGGAGCAGAAAGAGGAUUCACAGGUGCGGCAGAGCACCACCUACAGCCUGCACCAGCCACAGGGCAACAAGGAGCACGGCACAGAGCGCAGCGGAUACCUCUACAAGAAAAGUGACGGUUUGAGGAAAGUUUGGCAGAAGAGAAAGUGCACGGCGAAGAACGGAUACCUCACCAUCUCACACGGCACUGCUAACAGACCACCAGCUAAACUCAACCUGCUCACCUGCCAGGUAAAACACAACCCUGAAGAGAAGAGGAGCUUUGACCUCAUAUCGCACGACAGAACAUAUCACUUUCAGGCCGAAGACGACCAGGACUGUCAGAUUUGGAUCUCAGUGCUGCAGAACAGUAAGGAGGAGGCGCUGAAUCAGGCCUUCAAAGGAGACCAGCAUGUUGGCGAGAACAACAUCGUGCAGGAGCUGACCAAGGCGAUCCUCGCAGAAGUGAAGCGGAUGACGGGGAACGACGUGUGCUGUGACUGCGGCGCGCCCAACCCAACUUGGCUCUCAACCAACCUGGGCAUCCUCACCUGUAUUGAAUGCUCGGGAAUCCACAGGGAGCUGGGCGUCCAUUACUCCAGGAUCCAGUCGCUCACUUUGGACGUACUCAGCACCUCAGAGCUCUUGCUGGCCAAGAAUGUGGGGAACGCUGGCUUUAAUGAAAUCAUGGAGGCUUGUUUAAGUGCUGAAAAUGUGGUGAAACCCAACCCAGCCAGUGACAUGCUGGUGAGGAAAGACUUCAUCACAGCCAAAUACACCGAGAAGCGCUUCGCCAGGAAGAAGUGUCCCGACACGACGUCCCGGCUCCACACGCUAUGCGACGCGGUGAAGGCGCGCGACAUUUUCUCCCUCGUCCAGAUGUAUGCCGAGGGCGUCGACCUCAUGGAGCCCAUACCUCUGGCCAACGGACACGAACAUGGGGAGACGGCCCUGCACCUUGCAGUGAGACUAGUGGACAGAACGUCUCUGCACAUCGUCGAUUUCCUCACUCAGAACAGCUUGAAUUUAGAUAAACAGACAGCCAAAGGCAGCACGGCACUGCACUACUGCUGCCUGACCGACAACAGCGAGUGUCUAAAGCUGCUGCUGCGAGGGAAGGCCUCCAUAGAGAUUGCUAAUGAGGCCGGGGAGACGCCGCUGGAUAUCGCUCGUCGGCUCAAACACGUACAGUGUGAGGAGCUGUUGAACAAAGCGCUGUCGGGGAAAUUCAACGCUCACGUCCACGUUGAGUACGAGUGGUGUUUGCAGCAUGAGGACCUGGAUGAGAGUGAUGAAGAUCUGGAUGAAAAGCCCAGCCCUCACCGCCGAGACGAGCGCCCGGUCAGCUGUUACACCCCCAACACGACGAACUCCAACCACGGCCACGGCGGCCGCGACAAGCAGCGCGCUUACAUGCCCAACCUGGUGAACAACGAGACCUACGGCACCAUCCUCAACGCCAACGCGCCGCAGCCCGUCAACAACUCUGCGCCGCCCCUGCCGCCGAGAAACCUGGUCCAGUUACCUGGUCUGGGAGGGAUCGGUCAGUCCUCCAUGUCCAGCAGCUGGAAGCCCGGUUCUUUGGACCUGGUCGGGCGACAAAGAUCGUCGUCGGAUCCCCCCAACAUGCACCCUCCCGUUCCCCCACUGAGACUCACUUCUACUGGAGGUCUGGGUCCUCCGAUGGCAAAGAUGGAAGCUAUGAACAUACAGUCCAAGUCUGGCCAGGGAUCAGUUGGGUCCAGAGCAGCACCACCUAAAUCUCCUGCAGGCAGAGGGCCGCUGCAUCGGACGCACUCUAUCGAAAGACCAGCUAAGGAAGUGCCAGGAUGCCCCCAGAACUCCAUAGGUCAGUCUCUGCCUCCAGCCCCCAUGCCCAGGAAGGCCUAUCCGAAACAGCGGCCGAAGCGAGUGAAGGCCAUCUACAACUGCGCCGCCGACAACCCAGACGAGCUGACCUUCUCUGAGGGCGAGGUGAUCGUGGUGGACGGCGAGGAGGACCAGGAGUGGUGGCUGGGCCACAUCGAAGGCGACCCGGUGCGACGAGGAGCCUUCCCGGUGACGUUUGUGCACUUCAUCGCCGACUGAUAGGUCGCCCGGGUGCUUCCGAGUCCCCACCUUCACUCGCCCAUGUCUCGUCAGCCCUCCAUCGUCCCAGCGAUUUUCAUCAUCAUCAUCAUUCUCGUCAUCGUCGGCGUGCUCGUGGGAGCGUGUUGUGGUUGUCGUCGUCAAGGCAACCGUCGGAUGCCUAGCUGCCAUCGAUGACUCUUGGGGGACUUGUAUGUGAUUUUGAAUGCUUGCUGUUAAUGUCUCUGACACAGACGACACUUUAAGAUUUAAAAAAAACCAACAACUAUGUUUGUAGUGAGCAGCCUCUCACAAUAAAUACACCGUCUUUGUCUUAUCCUUGUUACAACGUUAGGGCGACGUGACAUCCUGAAGGUUCAGUGUCUCUCGACAUGCUUACACUCCACCGCUGUUCAUUGUUGUAAUACCUUCCAUUAUAGUACAGUAACAACAUGGUAAUAGUAAUAUUAUGGUCGUAGCUCACGCAGUUUCCUUGGUAAUAACAAUGUAACAGUGUGAUAAUGACAGUAAUACUGUGUUAUUUCCAGAAAAGUAACAAGACUUACUGUAGCUACCAUCACUGUAACACUUCCACACUCAUUUCCAUUGUUAUUAUUGGUGAUUACUUCACAAAUAAGAUGGCAAUACUGUAAUAUUACUUCCUUAUUACAAAUUAUCCACCAUAUUGUCGCUUUACUGUAUCGUUUUGAGCUUCUGGGUGCGACUCUUCAGACUGUGGCCCUCCUGUGGGGAGAGUUUUCUCACGGUGCUAAUUUAACCCCCAGAAUAGGCUCCAAGCUGCACCCAAGCGAGCAAUUCUCUGUCCUCUGUCCUCGUCUCAAGGACAAGACUAGCUCUGACAGGAGGGGGGGCGACGCUGCAUGUGAACAGUCUUCCCCUCUGCUCACCUGGAAGAAAAGCUUCUUCUUUCUGCCUGUAGCUAAUGUGUUGGGAUCAACACUCAGCAGUUCUUCUUCCUCCUCCUCCUCCUCCUGCAGUUUUAGGUCAAAUGACGACACAGCCUGGAACAGCAGCAGCAGCAGCCAGUUAUUACUUUAGCGUCGAGUCUUGACACCUCAGCCACUUUUCCCCUGUCAUCUGCCUUAUUAGUGGGAAAAGGAAGAGACUCUUCUGCACAGUAAAAGCUGAGAACGAUAAAAGUGAAAGAGAAAGCAGGAGUCGUGUUUUCCCUUCUUUUCGUCUCCAUCGAGUGAAAAUAAGUCUCUAACUGGAGACGGCGAGAAAUGAAUGUCCUUCCUCCAGCUCUUACGUUCUUGUUUGUACAUUUCUGGGAUCCUGUUCAUGUUGAAGGAUUAGUUUAUCUAGAGUGUGACGAGAUGAAUAUAAAACAUACAAUGUUGGUUGCAGAGCAACUUUCUUUCUCUUCAUAAUGUCGAUAUAUAUAUAUAUAUAUAUGUAUAUGUAAGGCAUUUAGCCAGAGACCGCAGGCUCCCAUGGGUUUGUGACCGAGGAGAAAAAGCAUGCGACUCACAGCUGAUGCUCUUCUUCUUCAUCGUUGUGUUUAUUAUUAUUAUUAUUUCACUGGAAAACAGGAAAAACCUAAUAACCUAUUCAUGUAAAUACAUUUGUUUUCUGUUUUUGUUGAUAUUUAAAUGUGUAAAAAAAAAUCUAGAGUUAAAAAAAAAAAGCUGGGAAGUAAAUGUGACGGUGACAGAUUUGACCUCAGCUUGACCUGUGUGUGUGUGUAUGUGUGUGUAUUCAACACAUAUGCACUCACUACUGGGAAGUUACACUGGGUUCAUUCUCAUUAACUGUUUGUGGAUCACUGCGGUAGCUCUCGACUCUCUGUUGUGCAAGAAAAUGGGGAAAUUAAACUGGAAUAAUAAAAUAUGAAAUAAUGCAA
Messenger RNA from Solea solea (common sole), 5234 nucleotides. It is a transcript of the gene asap2a, whose product is annotated as ArfGAP with SH3 domain, ankyrin repeat and PH domain 2a. The record is from RefSeq and is a predicted model, not a curated record. Lineage: Eukaryota; Metazoa; Chordata; Actinopteri; Pleuronectiformes; Soleidae. The transcript is spliced from 29 exons. Gene Ontology annotation, molecular function: GTPase activator activity; protein binding. Gene Ontology annotation, biological process: positive regulation of GTPase activity. Bases 464 to 3391 code for a protein of 975 amino acids. Gene Ontology annotation, cellular component: cytoplasm.